This is a messenger RNA of Rhodotorula graminis WP1, 2043 nucleotides long. RefSeq lists its product as uncharacterized. The record is from RefSeq and is a predicted model, not a curated record. Lineage: Eukaryota; Fungi; Basidiomycota; Microbotryomycetes; Sporidiobolales; Sporidiobolaceae. Gene Ontology annotation, cellular component: nucleus. The transcript has 9 exons. The coding region runs from base 1 to 2043 and encodes 680 amino acids.
AUGGCGCACCCGCAGCACCAAACGCACAUGCAGCCUCUCUCGCCCCCCGUCGGCCACGGCAGCAACAGCAGCAGUGCCGGCUCGUACAGCGCACAGGGCUCUUCGGCCGAGGGCAGCCCUCACUCGCAGGCUCGCAGCGGCGGCGGCUUCUCGCUCUCCGACAGCGGCUACGACACGACCGAGCACGCCAAGCUCGACGAGUGGGCGCCCCCUGCCCCUGCGCCCGAGCGCCUCCCGCCGUCCCAGGUCCCUCACCUGCCCAAUCUCCCGCCGCCCCUGUCCAAGGACGACACGGGCAAGGGCACGACGUCCAAGCCGUACCAGGCGCCGCUCAGCACGCUCCAGGCGUCCAUCUCGUACAGCCUGUCGCGCCUCCUGUCGCUCCCUCGGUUCGCCGCCUACGUCGCCACGCCGCUCGGCUACGCCCAGUUCAGCAGCUACCUCGCGUCCCUCUCGCCCGACAACGACGCCCUCGCCGACCUCGAGCUGUGGAAGGACACGCUCGUCCUGUCUCGCCUCACCAAGCAGGCCGGGUUCGGCGCCAAGGGCAUAUACCAGGCCUACCUCGUCGAGUCGGCCAAGCCCAAGGUCGAGAUCCCCGACGACGUUAAGCGCGAGCUGUUCGGCGCCCUGCGCAAGGUGAGGGCCGGCGCGCCCGGCCUCGACUCGACGAGCAAGCACCUCCUCACCAAGCUCUUUGCGGCCGAGUUUGAGCGGUUCGUCAAGGCGCGCCUCCUCGCCCACACCAAGACGCAGCUGCGCAAGUACUCGCUCGGCGUCGAGGACCGCGGCGGCAUCGGCUCGGCGUUCCUCCUCACCAACCCGCGCCUGCGCGACGACCCGAUCGUGCUCGUCAGCCCGGGCUUCUGCGAGCUCACGGGCUACUCGGCCCAGCAGAUCAUUGGCCGCAACUGCCGCUUCCUCCAGGGCAAGGCGACGGCGCCCGAGGCGGUCGGCAACAUCCGCAAGCGUCUCGAGGGCGGCGACGAGGUCAUGCAGAUCGUCCUCAACUACCGCGCCGACGGCACCCCGUUCCUCAACCUCCUGCACGUCCUCCCUCUGCGCGACCUCGACGGCAACCUCGCCUACUUCCUCGGCGGCCAGACCGACAUGACGCGCGCCCUCACGACCGGCACCGACCUGUCGCUCAUCCUGCCCGAGGACGUCGGCCUCGACGCCGACAUGGGCGCCUUUUCGCCCGCCGUCCAGCUCGAGGCGCGCGAGGCGGCCGCCCAGCAGGCGCCGCAGCCGGGCACGUUCGCCGCCAUCGACAUCCCCGACUGGCCGGUCCCUCCCGCCGGCCCCGGCCACGAGCACCACCACAAGGACAAGGGCGGCAAGAAGAAGCCCAAGAGCGACUGGGAGAGUCGCGGCCAGCCCGAGGGCGCCGCCGAGUCGUCGCAGCCGCAGGAGCACCCGGACGACGAGGCGGCCCAGGCGUCGACGGGCGGCAUGCACGGCCUCGCUCGGCUCCUCGGGUGCGGCAGCGGCGGGCGCUCGUCGUCGCACAAGGCGGGCAAGGGGCGCAAGGGCGGCGGCGAGGGUGGGCGCGAGCAGGUCGAGGAGCCGAGCGAGGGCGGGAGGGAACGCCAGCAGGGCAAGGAGCCGCUCGUCGCGCCGACGCAGAAGGACCAGUCGACGACGAUGCCCCUCGAGAAGCGCCUUCUCGACGUCCAGGUCACCUACGAGCGCCUCGCCGUCAUCCUGUACACGACGUCGGGCUUCCUGCGCUCGCUCGGCCUCCCGGGCACGACCCGCCUCGAGGUGUCGCGCUCGCCGCUCGUCUUUGCCGACCUGCUCGACAUGCUCGUCGCGCCGUCCCAGUCGCCGACGUCGACGGCGACCAAGGACCUGAGGGCGAGGGUCGCCCAGGCGUUCAGGGACGCGAUUGGCCUGCAGGUCGAGUGCGGGCUCCAGUUCCGCAAGGAGGCCAAGCAGGGGGAGAAGGGCUGGGUGUCGCCGCUCGCCGUCGGCAGGCUGCACCUCGCGCCCCUGCUCGACCUCAUCGGCGAGUGCACGGCCUUUACCGCGGUGUUCGGCUGA